AACGAACUAGUUGUUUUGUGUACUAAAUGCGACCACUCACCAGCUGGUGACAGUAAACACUGGACCAGGCCAGGGUGACCUGCCUCCUUCACCAGGCGCGGAGUAUGUGAGACUUGUCAGGAAAUGGACUGCAGUCGUAAUGGCUUAUCCACAAGUGAGGCCCUCGGUCGCUUGCAUGAGGAUAUUGCCAGUGCUUUGGAUGAAUAUCAGAAAUCAGAAGCGGAAAAGUAAAAACAAAGGUUUUGGAGUCAAGAGUGUUCUUUAUGAAGCCUUCCAUCACAAGAGUUACAUCUCUGUAUUUCGUUGGACAUCAGCAUUGGCAUUAAUUGUUGAGGGUGUUGUGCUGCUUGUGGCCUUUGCUGCUUGUAAUGAUCCAAGAUACCAUCACCUGCCUGCAGAGUCCUUGUUCAUUGUGGUGGCAGUAAUGCUCAAUGUGUACCUGGUGUGGUGGGACACACAGCUGAGACACAAGGAGCUUCCAAGACUCACUCAGAAUGUCUUGAAUGAUCUUAAAGAAAACCAAAGCAGUGUGUUGUGGUGUGCAGAGAACUAUCCACACCUGCACUCACCUCUGUCCCCCUGCAUAACCCUGCAGUGGACACGGCGCGAUGGUCACACAGUCAACCUUCCUUGGUCACUCCUUGUGCGAGGAGAUAUCAUUUUUCUGAAACCUGGACAGAAGGUGCCUGCAAGAUGUAAACCCUUGCAGGACACCUUUACUGGGGGUGGAGGAGAGAUGCACAUGGGAGAUAUCUUUUCUCCAAAUCUCGAAGGGGUCGGAGAGGGCUUCAGCUCUCCCAAGGCUCGAACUCCACUCAAAGCUACACCUUACAUUGUACUAGAAACUCCAUACAUUACCAACCUGAAAAUCUUGCUUACAGAAGCUCUGAACAGACCAGUUACUGUUUUUAACAAGCAGCGCUUCUACUUGUUCAGUUGGGCAAUGGAAUCAGUUAUUUUACCUCUAGUUUUAGGACUUAUCCUAGUGAUCAAUGCUCUUAGAGUAUAUUAUGGAAGUUGGAUUGGGGACUGGACUGAAGCACUCUUAAUCGGCCCUGUGUGUGUAGCUCUUCCUCUCAUUCCUCUGGGCCUGCCCCUAGCUUGGCUUGUGCUCAAUUGGCUGGGCAUAGCACGCAUUCUUACCAUGUAUCACCAUGCCAAUAAAUUGCAGAGUGAUCCAGUUGAAGACCCCUUUGAGGAUGCAGAGCUGGAGGCCCUGCAGUUCUCCGAGAUGUCUGUCAAAUGGUUGGAAUUACGAAGGCACUUCAUGCUUACUAUUUACGGCAUGGAGCCUUCUCCCAUUAGAACAGCCAAUGUUCUUCACGUUUUAGCAUCAGUAACGAACUUGUGUUGUGUCGAUAAGAAAGGUGUUCUCUCGUGGCCCAACCCUACAGCAGAAAAAGUGUUUUUCCUCAAGAACAGAGCACAUAACCUUGCUUCCAGUGCCCCAUCUCUGUAUGGAGAUAAUGUUAUGUUUGAAGAAGUCAAGUCUGAGAGAGUAGCAUCUUCAAACCCUACAAAAGAAUCUGAAUCUGUGCUGAUGUCACUAACUCAUGACCAUCAGACAGCAUUUGGGCUUCAGUUUGAUGACCCAAUGUGGAGGCGCUACCUGUUAUCACUCAAGCCUCUUGGCCUGAACAUAUUGCUGAACACCUGCAACCCUGCCACUCAGAAUCACUACACACAGUUUUGUGCACAUAUAACAUGUGAGGCAAUGUAUAAUGAAGAUCUUGUGCCAGUCUCACAAAGGAGCAAUGUAGAACAUGGGUGUGAGCACCGGCACGUAGUACAUAUGGACAUUCCCGUGUGCAGUCGUGGGUGUCUGUGUGAGCUAGCUAAACAAAUAGGUUUUAGUGAACAAGCUCAGGAACCUUUUGAGCUAGAGCAUCAGCUGUCAACAUUCAGGCAUGUGCCACCAGACAUGGCGUGUAAAGAUCGUUUGGCCAGGUCCCUGAUGAUCACCAAACUCAAGUUUCCCUUCCCCCACAUGGUGUCAGUACUUGUGCGGGAUCGUGCUUCACGUAAACUGGAAUUAAUGUCACAGGGCACAGCAGAUAUUAUCUUGGAUUCAUGCACAGACUACUGGGAUGGCUAUGACAUUUGUCCAUUGACAGAGAAAGACAGAAAGAAAAUAUUGGACUUCUACCACCGGACAAGCCUUUCUGCUUACUGUACUGCAUUUUCAUAUCGUCCCACUUCCUGCGUGGUUAGAGGAAAUCUAACUAAUAUCUACAUGGAACUUCCAAUUGAUCCUACCCAUCUUUAUAAUGCAGCUCGCACACCCACACCACAUAUCAGCACAGAGGCACUGUUCGGUGAUGAGGAACACACUGAAUAUGAAGAAAUUGAUGAUAUUGAUGAUGCUUUUAGAAUGCAGUGCAAGCAAAUCUUCAUAGGAAUGGUUACAAUGCAGUAUCAAGCCAAGACAGAUAUGGUUCAAAUGAUUGAGCAGUUAGAUGCAUCGUGUAUUCGAUUUGUUCACUUCAGUAAAGAAAACGAGCUUAGGUCACGAGUGUUCUCAGAAAAAAUGGGAUUGGAGAGCGGGUGGAACUGCCACAUAUCUUUGCUGUCAGAUCGUACUAGAACAGAAAGUGGGAACUCAAGUGGAACAGGAGCAGCAGGCUCGAUCAAGACCUCCGGCCUGACACUGUACAGACAAUCUACUGAGGACAUUACUAGCACUCAUCUCUCCAAGACCCGAUUCAGCUCCUCCUUUAAAGGGUUUCAACGUAGUAAGAGUCAGCGAAGAAAAGGGCUGGGUUUAAGAAGCUCUCUGGAAGUGUCUCGUGCACUCAGCCACUCUGCUCCGUCAGCAAUAAACUUGGAGGUGGCCCAGGUGAAGUUUGAGGAAGAGGUUUCCAUCUGUUCUGAGUUCUCACAGUCUCAAACAUCAUACCUGGAGGAUGAGGAGGACCAGAGACUUGGAGGGUUUGGUUAUAAUUGUCCUGGAGGCACAAGUGAGGAGUGCAUGAUAGUGGCUGAAGAGGAGCACGUGUGUGAUGUGGGGGACACCAACAGUGAACACCACUCUCAUGUAUCGGGGCAGUCUCGGUCCCCUUCAAGAGGUACAGACAGUACCGAGCACUCUGCAUCAUUUAAUUUUGAUAUGUCUAACCGGGCACGCCUUCCAAAAGGAAUUGAGAACAUUAAGCCACAUCUUGAAAAUGUAGAUAAUGUUCCAUUACUAGUAUCUUUGUUCACGGACUGCACUCCACCAGCAACUUGUGCCAUGCUCACCAUCAUGCAAGAGUACACCGAGGUUACCAUGGUCAUGGGAUCCUCAGCAAAUGCUGACAACAUGAGGCUCUUUAUGCAGGCUGAUGCCAGUCUGUCGGUGGAUCCACUGUAUCCCCAAGUGUGCAUGCGGGAGGCAGUGUUUGUCCGUCCACCACCAUCCAAGGGCCCACCCCCUACAGAAGUAGCUCGAUCUCUCAAUGUAUUGCCCUGCUCACUGGCCUUCCAACGUGAUGACAGAGUCUCUCUUGUCCAUCUGAUAAUGGAGUCUCGGCACUACAUGCAGCAAGUGAUGAGCUGCGUACAGUUCUGGGCAUGCUGCUGCCUCUCCCUCACCUUCCUCCAGCUGCUGGCUGCUACAGCUGCUCUUCCUCCUCUCUUGUCCUCAGGGGAUGUUGUUUGGAUAGUGAGUGUAAUAAUUCCUGUGAUAUCCGUGUCCUUGGUAGCAGCUCCAACUAAUCGUGCUGUGAUGAAUCAGGCGACAGGAAAAAAUGUUGUUGUACUUAAUAAACAAAUCUUUCGUUAUGUAGUGCUGUACUACAUCUGCAAGUUCGUUCCUUCAGUAGCAGUCGUCUUGUUAUGUGGAGGACUAACGUUAGCGAGCUUCUGCUGGGACAUCACCAAUCAGCAUAAUUCUUCUUGUAUAUAUGUAUAUCCCAACGAAGUUCCUAUUGUGUAUAAUAACAGUACAAAAUAUGAGGAGCAGAGGUCUUCUUGGGGAGGCUGGGGUGACAAAUACGCAGACUCUCUGAAUGCUGUACAAAAUGGAGUUGCAUUUCUGCUAGUACUCUACUUCUGUAUGAUCUCGAUAUCAUUCGUGCACCGCAUGUACCAGCUGUGGACCAAGAACCCUCUAACAAACAGAUGGUGGGCCUCCAGCAUCUUUGCUGUCUUGGUACUUCAAAUUGUGUAUGCAAGUGUAUCAUUGUCUGGCUCAAGGAUAGCAUCGAGAGGUCCGGGCCUGUCAGACAUACCUGCGUGGCUCUGGCUCAUGGCCUUCAUGUGGCCAUUUUUACUCAUCCCACUAAAUGAAGUCAUCAAAAGAAGAGAGAUCAGAGUAAACGUCAGGUACCAGAAGAGAGCAAGACUAGAAUUCGGAACAAAAUUGGGAAUGAAUUCUCCAUUUUAACAUAAAAGAGACAAGUGUAGUUUUUGGAACAUGUGCUGUUGUGUGCCAUUGUUGCUACACACUUGCCUUGUACUGUGGCAGGUGUGUACCAUCAUUGCUACACAAUUGCUUCACACAUUAGCAGAUGUGUGCCAUCAUUGCUGCACAUACACUUAUCUCACACUGUAGCAGAUGUGCCCUAGUGUUGCUACAUACUUGCCUUACACAGUGGCCUGCUAAUAAAGACAUCAUUACUGAAAGAAACAACAUUGCAAGAUGUAUUUUUUAUAUUCACUAAAUGUGUAUUUUCACAUUCAUACUCAUCUAGAAUAGCUUUUAUUUGCAGAGCAAAUUUGUAUUGUGAAGAGUAGUCUGAAGUGCGUGAAGGAACACUACUCAGGUUUGGGAGAUAAUUAUGUAACAUGGCUCAUAACUGUUUAUUUUGGAUUACCAAAGGUGUUUUCUUAUUAUAUGUAGCUGUUUUAGUUGCCUGUAUAUUUCAUUGUAGGUCUGUUAUUUAUUUACUAGCACAUUUUAAUGAGCUGUGAUGAACAUAAGGAAAGAAAAAUAACAAUAAUGUAAUUAAUUUUAUAAGAUGUAAAGUUACAUUAUCAAUCAGCACAUACAUGAUUAUCAUGUUGUUUACUGUAGAUAUAUUAUAGCAGUAAAGUACCAUUGUCAUACAAGAAUAGGCACACAUGAUUUCUUUGUUGAAUGUACAACAGCCACCUUGCAUAAUUAUGAAUAGUUUGUGAAUGAAAAUCACUUGAAAUACUGUCUGUAUGAAAUACCUAGCAAUAAAUCAUAAUCAUUUU
Messenger RNA from Procambarus clarkii (red swamp crayfish), 5157 nucleotides. The record is from RefSeq and is a predicted model, not a curated record. NCBI's taxonomy places the organism in Eukaryota, Metazoa, Arthropoda, Malacostraca, Decapoda, Cambaridae.